Messenger RNA from Fonticula alba, 3713 nucleotides. RefSeq lists its product as hypothetical. NCBI's taxonomy places the organism in Eukaryota, Rotosphaerida, Fonticulaceae. The coding region runs from base 1 to 3642 and encodes 1213 amino acids. The record is from RefSeq and is a predicted model, not a curated record. The transcript is spliced from 6 exons. Gene Ontology annotation, molecular function: ATP hydrolysis activity; ATP binding.
AUGCCCCAGACCGGCGCCCCCGACCACGGGCCGGCCGCCGGGCCCACCAGCUACCCGGAAUGCGUUCUCUCGGGCACGGCGGUCUGGGACGCCAGCUGGUGCCUCGGGGCCGCGGUCGACACCUGCCUCCUGCCGUUGGCUGCCUUGCCGGCUCGCCUGCUGCCGGAGUCCCUGCUGCCGGUGCUCGAGGCGGCCCUGGCCGCCGCCGGCGACGACAGCGGCGCCGCCCCAGCAGACCCUUUGGCCGCCACCCCGGGCCCGGUGGACCUGCCCAUGCUGGUGGCCGUGGUGCUGUGGCCCGGGGCCGGGACCCGAUCGCUCUUCCGCGUGCGGGCCUGUCCCCGCAGCCCGGUCGCCCUGGCCCAUGGCCCCCCCUCCCACUGCCCGGUCCUCUUGCCGGAGUGGCCUUUCGCCCGGGCCGGCCUGGCCCACGGUGCCCCGGUCCAAAUCCGCCUCUACCCCGCCUCCCAGGUGUUUGACCACACCUUCCGGGAGCCGGCCACCGACGGGCCGGCCCCCGAGACCGCCGGCGCUCAGCUGCCCGGGCUCUGGCUCCGCCAGGACGCCGGGAAUCCCCAGCUCCUGGGCCCCUUCGAGACCGGGGUCUUUUCCCGCCAGGCCACCGGCGCCGGCUCCUGGACUCAGGCCCAGCGCGCCCAGCUCCGCGUGGCGCUCAGCCACCGGCCGGUCUGCAUCGGCCCGGGCAGCCUGCUGGCCGUGCGGGCCGACGACUUGGUCCCGGGCUCCGCCGGUCGGGGCCGAUCGGCCGCGGUGGCGGCCGAUCUCUCGGUCCCGGACAGCCGGGCUCUCUUCCUCUUCGGCGCCGACUGGGAGGGCCUGGCGCAGCCCGGGCCGGACUUCCACACCGGCGAUUGGCUCGUGCGCCUCGGGGCCGAGAAGCGCCCCGGCCGGUCCAUCGCCCAGCUGACCGACGAACUGGCCGCCCUCACCCUGCAAGAGGAUCACGCCGAGGGCGACACGCCCGAGCACCCGCCCGAGGAGCUGCCACCGGCCCACGACGGCAGCCACAACCGGGCUGACGCGCCGGAGGCCGAGACGGAGGAUGACGAUGAUGACGAUGCCCUCGGCGUCGAGGACGCCGAUGACCCGCUUGAGGCCGAUCUCCUCGACGAGCUGGACACACUUGAGGAGGAGGACCCGGUCGACCCCUCGCUCGAUCCGGGCCAGCAGCUCAUCCAUCACCGUCGCCGCCGUCGCCGCCGCCGCCGCCGCCGCCGCGACCGCCUCUUGGAGCUCUACGCCUCCGGGCCGCGGGUCACCUGGACCCCGGCCACGUAUGCCAUGUCCCCGGUCGUCGGGGACUUUGCCUGGGCCUCCGGCUCGCCGGGGGCCAGCCCGCCGGGCGCAUCGGCCGGGGUCGUCCCUCGCACGGACAUGGCCUGUGUGCUGGCCGCCACCGCCAGGGCGUAUGUCCAUGCAUUGCGCGAGCGCACCUCGCCCGACACCGCGCCGCUGGUCGCCUGCGUCAACCUCUGCGGCCCGACCGAUGCCGGCCGCUCGGUGGCCCUUGGCCAGGCCGCUCGGCGCGUGCUCAGCACCCCGGCCGGCCAGGCAAUCCUCCGUGGCCAGGCCUUCGGUGCCCCAGCCGGCGCCGAUGCCGACGCCCCCGCCCCGGAGAAGCCUCCCGCCGCCGCCUUUCUGCUCAAUGCCCUGACCGCCUCGCCGUCGUGCGUUCUCCGGGUCCUCCGGGCCGCGCGGACCGCCGCCCCGGCGCUCAUCCUCCUUGAUGACGCGCACCUCCUGCCGGCCGGGGCCCUCCGGCUGCUCGAUCAAUUCCUGGCAACCGGCGCCCGGCCCGAGACCCAGGCCUCGGGGCCCGCUUCGGCCGCGGUGGCCCGCCCGGGCGCCGCGCCUCCGACCGAGGCCCUCCCAAUGCCCCUGUGGCCGGCCUCCUCUCCGAGUGUCGCCCAGGGUCCCGAGGACACGGAUGCCCCCACGGCCGACGCGCCCGCCGCCUCCCGGCCCCCGGGCUUGGUCCUGAUUCUGGCCACCUCCACGGAUGACACGUGUGAUGCCCUCCCCCGGGGCCUCCGCCGCUUCGUCAUCAACGUCCCGAAGCCCCGCGCGCCCGUGUUGGCCAGCUGGCUGCUCCGCUGCCCGGGCCCGGUGGCAGCCCUGUCCCGGGCACCGGGCCUGGCGCCCGAUGUGGCCAUCCUCACCAAGGACCUGGCCGGGGCCGCGGCGGCUGCCGAGCUUGGCUGGCGCCCGGCACACCUGUUCCUCGGCCGGCUGUCGGAUGCGGUGGCCACCUUCGGCGCCCGGCAUCCCGCGCCGCCGGGCCCCGGCUCCCCCGAGUGGCAUGCCCUGGCGCACAUGGCCCGGCAGCUGUUGCGUGAGCUGGCCAGUCGUGCUGGCCAGCCGCACGGCCUCACCACGGUGGCCGCCCUGGUGGCCGCCACCGAAGACCUCCUCCAGCAGGGGGCACUGCAGCCAGCCGCCCGGGGCCCCUCGGCCGCCACCCCCGGGGCCGGCUUCCAUGCCGAGCGCCGGCGCCUGAGCCAGCUGAUCCAGAUGUUUGCCUCGCCGGCGCCCGGCCCCGAGGGGGGCUCCGGCGCCGAGGGGCUUGCCCAAGCCGCGCGGCCGACUUCCGGCCUGCUGCUCUUCGGCCCGCCAGGCUGCGGCAAGAGCCAUAUGGUCCGGGAAAUGGUCGAAUCCGCCGCCCUACCGGUCGCCUAUGUCAAGGUGUCCGACUGGCUCUCGCCCUAUGUCGGACAGACGGAAGCCAACUGUCGGGCUUCCUUUCGCCGACUCCGCCAAGCGCAUCCCCUGUCCAUCUUGGUGAUCGAUGCGCUGGACGCCAUCGGCCGGCGCCGAGCUGGCAUGGGACCCGGCAGCGCGGACGCCGGGGAUGCCCUGGCCAGCACCCGGUCCCGGCUGGUGGCCCAGCUGCUGACCGAGCUCGAUGGGCUCGGGUCGCAGGAUCUCCUCGGCCGCCACCCGGACCGUGGCCACCAGGGCAAAGUCCUCGUCAUUGGUCUCACCUGCCGCCCGGAUCUCAUUGACGAUGCCCUCCUGCGCCCGGGCCGGCUGGAUGCGCACAUCCACAUCCCCCUGCCGUGCAUUCACGACCGUCGAGAGGUCCUCCGGCACACUUUGCGUGCUGUGGCCCCAGUCCCCGGCAUCGACGCCCCCGAUGCCUCGUGCCACUGCCGGGCGCCAACCCCCGCCCCUGGCGGCUUUCUCACACCGCCGUCCUUCUUCCCGCGCCCGGCCUCGCUGGAGGGGCCGAUCUCGGCCGAGUGGGCGGACCACUGGGCCACCGCCUCAGAUGGCUGGACCACCGGCGAUGUGGUUCUGCUGGUUCGAAACGCCGCUCGCAUGGCCAUCCGCGAGGGCGCCGCCAGCCUGACCAUCCUCCAUGUGGAGCAAACCCUGGGUGACAUGCGUCGUCAGCGGCAGGUGCUCCUCCCGGCCGCUGGCGGCAGCUCGGCCACCGGGCCCGGUAGCCACGGGCACCGGUCGCGCUUCUCCGACAGCCGACCAACGCGCGAACGCCCACCUCGCGGCCGCGACACCGACCAUCGCCCGGCCGCCAACACCCGCCUGGUUACCGUUUCCCCGGUCAGCCGCUUCACCAAUGCCUGCAGCCGCUUCGAGCGGGCCUCCCUACAGACAGGCUAGACCGUGGGCCUGUCGCGGCUUCCCCCUCCCCCUCCCCACACGAACACCCAAAUAUAGACCAUGCAAUGCCA